This is a messenger RNA of Lodderomyces oxycetoniae, 336 nucleotides long. RefSeq lists its product as uncharacterized. Bases 1 to 336 code for a protein of 111 amino acids. The transcript has a single exon. The record is from RefSeq and is a predicted model, not a curated record. Lineage: Eukaryota; Fungi; Ascomycota; Pichiomycetes; Serinales; Debaryomycetaceae.
AUGAAGACAGUGGAAUCUGAUGAAGAUUCAACUGAUUUUGCUGAUUUUCCUGAUUUUGCUGGUUCUGGUGGCUCUGCUGCUGCUGCUGCUGCUGCUGCUGCUGAUAUUGCUGUUGUUGUUGAAAAUGUUGUUGUUGCUGCUGAUAUUGUUGCUGUUGCUCAUAUUGUUGUUGCUCAUAUUGUUGCUGCUGCUCAUAUUGCUGCUGCUCAUAUUGGAGCUGCUGCUCGUAUUGAUGCUGUUCAUAUUGGUGCCGCUCAUAUUGGUGCUGUUCAUACUGAAGUCGCUGUUGGUGUUCUUGAGGAUUGUAUGGCAUUGUUCCACGCAGUUUAUCCGUAG